UCACAUGUUCCAAUCCGUUAGCCUUCCGUGUUCCAAGCUACACUAAACUGUAACCGAAACAAAUUAAAGAGCAUAAUAAGCUCCAUUUUGAAGGGCACACACACUACCCACACGAUUGGCAUGCAUCCGUGCAUGAUUCAUUCAUGAUCCAUCUCCAUCAAUUUCUCCACUGCUAAAACCCCUCUCAUCUCAUCUCAUCUCCUAUCCUUCUUCCAAACCAACCAACUCCCUACUUCUUCUACUCCUCGUCUUCGUUCGUCUUCGUCUUCUUGUACAAUUAAUUCCUCCUCUUUCUCCGCCCAAGAAACCCACACCAAAAACAUCUUCUUCUUCUUCUCCGUGUCAAAACAAACACUGUUUCUCUCUCUCUCUCUCUCUCUCUCUUUCUCUGUGUUCAGAGCCAAGAAGUCUCUGCUCUGCAUGGGUCAGGAAGAAGCAGCAGCCGCGCCGGCCACCGUGAUGUUCUCGUGGGAGCAGGAGCUGGGCGUGCCCAAGCAGAAGAUGGCUUCUGACGACGACAUGCCCGAGAGCCCCAGGAAGGCGCCGCCGCCGCCGGCGCGGCGGCUGUCGGUGCCGCCGCCUCCGGGGCGGAUGCUGAUGGCGGGGAGCAAGAGCUUCUCCAAGGCCCGGGCCGUCCGGCCGGAGGACGACCCGUUCUUGGCGGCGUACCUGGCCUGCACCAAGAGCAGCAACGGCGGCGGCGGUGGCGUUGCGCGGGAGAGCAAGGGGCAGAGGCGGUCCAGAUGGGCCGGGCUUGGGCUUGGGCUUGGGCUCGGGCUCUCUUGCAAGAGCUCAAAUGGAGUUGUGGAGGACAGCAUGGUGAAGAUGGCCAAACUGCCUGAGGUUCAUCCUAGGGAUGCUUAGUGAUGAUGAUCCAGUUAAAUAUAUUCUCAUCUUCUACCAGUCUAAAAAAAUCAUCUUCUGUCUCAAUUCUCUUGUUUGUUUUCUUUGAUUUGUUUCUUGAUUUGGAAUUUUUAGUGAUGGUGAUCAAGACUUGCUUGCCUGCUUGGUACUUAGGAAUUAAUUAGAGGUAUAGAGGAAGGCACAUGUAGAUGUGUGCUUGUUUCAUCUUUCUUUGCAAAAUGGAGCAUAUCAUUUGUGCAGGAGAUUAUCAAGCUCAUCUGUCUAUAAGUUCAAGAUUGUGUGUGACUUGCAUGCUCUUUUCUCUCUCGCUCUCUCUCUUGGUGAAUGGCGUCCGUUUUUGUGUGAAUGGCAACUUAGCUUGUCAAAGACACAGUUUGACCAAGGUUUCCUAGAAUUAAUUCCAUUGAUGUUUUAAUUUGUUCAUAUUGAAUGGCUGAAUGUUUAGUGAAUAGAGAAUUGCUAUGGUUGUUCAACAAACGCAGGUUGGUGUAUGCAUGCGCCACCCUAAUACCUGUAGAAAUUAAGAUAAAAGAUUGUACUUGUGUUCCCGGAAAUAUAUAUAGAUGUCACCCAAAAGAAAAAAA
Molecule: messenger RNA, 1448 nt
Organism: Oryza sativa Japonica Group (Japanese rice)
Lineage: Eukaryota; Viridiplantae; Streptophyta; Magnoliopsida; Poales; Poaceae
Source: RefSeq, a predicted model, not a curated record